This is a messenger RNA of Mya arenaria, 5256 nucleotides long. Its product is annotated as DNA repair-scaffolding protein-like. Gene Ontology annotation, biological process: regulation of establishment of protein localization to chromosome; double-strand break repair via homologous recombination. The transcript is spliced from 18 exons. Gene Ontology annotation, cellular component: nucleoplasm; nuclear chromosome. The record is from RefSeq and is a predicted model, not a curated record. Lineage: Eukaryota; Metazoa; Mollusca; Bivalvia; Myida; Myidae. Bases 56 to 2689 code for a protein of 877 amino acids.
GAGACGACUGAACUUGCGCAGUGAUGUCCCCAGACUGACCACUUUCUCAUGGUUCAUGAUGUCCUUGUUUUCAUCAUUUGGUGAUCGGGGUAAGCAGGACUGGGCCAAUUGUGGUGAGGGUUUCUCAGACAUGAUUGAAGACCGGGAACCAGCCAGAAAAACAGGGAAAAAGAGAAAAUCACGAGAACCAGCUUCAUCCAUGCAUGGAAAUAUAUUUGAAAAACUUGGCUUAGGGGAGCAAAGUGGUGGGAGCAUACAGUGGAGCUCAAGUGAAGAGGAAGGAAAAGCCACUGAGGCUCCUCCAGCUGCUCCUGCGUCUGUCAGCAAGAGGCUCCGAGCGACUGAGGCCCCUGUGAACAAGAGGCCCCGUCAUGCAUCCACAUCAGCCUCCCGGCCACACAGGCAAACAAAGGCAUUGUCAAACUCUGCAAAAAAAACAUCAGUUGGAAAGGACUCAUUUAAAGCAGACACACUGUCUAAAGAGACCAUGUGUUGUGACUCAGUUGCUAGUAGGGAAGCAGAGAUAGCGGGCUUUGAUUCAGAUGAUGACAAUAGACUGGUAGUGGAUCUGCCAGAGGAAGAAGCUGAGAGCCAGCCCUCCAUAUCAAGUGUUGGAUCUCCAGAGAAGCCGGGCACCAGUAGUCGAAGGACUGCCAGUGAUUGGCUGCAGUCCAUUCAGCUGACCACACCCACAAAAACUGCUGACCAAUCACAGACUGAAGCUCCUGAUGACUCAGCAAAGAAGAAAAAGAAACAGAACAAGUCUGGGCUGGCCGGUCAACUGGCUCGUAUUCAGCAGCGUGAGAGAUCGGCCGUGCGUAUGUGGAGCCACCAGCGCGGGAAACCUUCACCUUCACAAGAUUCUCGGUCAGUGACAAUGGAGGUGCUAGGACUGGAGACAGUGUGUUCCCUGCAACUGGCCAGAUGUCGCCCUGCCCUGCCUGUUCCCAGUUCAGAAAAUACCCCAUCCUCACAGCUUGUACUGUUUCCUGACCCUCAGGCGCAGCAGCUUUCACUGAGCGUGGGUGCCAGGUUGAAGAUAUACCCUCCAUGGCAGCAGUUGGAGCUUGGAAGGUCUCAGCAGGUGUUGCUGUGUACCCGCUACUGCCAGUUGCUCACCCCAGAAGACCCUGCCCCACCCCCUGGGGCCAACACAGAUACACCAGCCUUGCUUUCCGUGGCUGCAGACCAGUCAGAUACCCACACCUCCACCACCACAACUCAGUACACUGCCCCUGUCAAGCUGACAUGGAACUGCCCUUGUGUUCAAGGUUUGUGUAGGAACAUGUCUCUGUGCCCAGCUAGUCAGUUUCCAACAGCUCCUGGCCUUAUACAGGAACCAUCUUCAUCAAAGUCAAGUAGCAAUAAUCCUCAGGGUAAAGAUACAAAUUCAAAUGUGCUAAAAUCCACUAGUCAUCUACAUACUGUGUCCACUAGGGGGAGUAACUCCACAGUGGAUUGCUCCUCAGGGAAGACUGUUUGUGACUCCAUAUUGGAGAGUAUUCAGGGGAGGUCACUUGAGGAGGAGGAUAGUUCAUCACCGGUGCUGCCUUUCAGAGCUCAUGUGCACAGAUGUGUCAUCCAAAAAACAGAAAAUGGGAAAAAGAGGGUGUGUAUGUUUGUGGAGGACCCGGUUGGGCUUGUCUGUCAAGUUCUUUUGUCAGGGGAGGGUGUGGUUGUCGAUGAAAUUGGCGGCCAUACAGCAGAGUUCUCAGGGCUGAUUGUUCAAGACAGACUCACCAGGGACAGAUCUGAGGCAGUGUUUUCCAUGGUGGACAGCCUGUGGUCGGGCAAGAGAAAGGCUGUCAGCCAGGACAGUGCCUCCUCACAGGUGGAGAGUGGUGAAGGUCAGGGCUUCUGUUAUGUUGUGUCAGACAGUGAAGAGAGCCCAGGGAAGGUGUCCCCCUGCCCUAAACCCCUGCUGAAGUCCAUCCCACUAACCUUUACCCCCUUGGCCUCCCUCCCUGGAGCACUGCAGUCAGGACAGAGGCGUAACACACAGGCCAGGCUUCUCUAUCUCCACACACAGGACACUGCCAAGUGUGGUUACACAAUGUAUGUCUGGGAUGGGAGCAUAAAGGCACCACAGGGUUACACCAGGGUUAAAGCCUCCCCCGGGCUCUACUUUCCAAACUGGCUUACAGCCGCAUCGGGAUCCACAUGUGUAUCACUCCUAGAUCUCACACAGCAAGAUGGCAUGUACCUGGAUGAGUAUAGUUCAGUGCGUGAAUUGAAGCAGCCACCUAGAGCCCUGAAGUCCCUGUCCUCUGUCCGCCUACCUGCCUUCCAGACCAGCAUGUCUGCUGGUGACCUCUGUACUGUGCAGGGCACAAUAGUUGAGGUAGAUGAAGAGUCUGCAUACAGCUGGGAGGUGUGUGUGCACUGUGGUAGUGACCAGCUCAACACUCAUUUAGGGGAGAUUCAGUGUACAGCAUGUAAGGGAAUGAUGGCUGAGGGUAUCACCAGGAUGAAGAUGGAGGUCAUCGUCUCCUGUAGCCCGUCUGAGGCCACUGUACGGCUUAAUUUGCUACAGUCAACCAUAGAGAGCCUGUUGCCAGCAGAUGAGGAGGAUGAUGAAGGCUACGAGCUCUCCAGUGUACUACACAGGGCCCUGGGGCCCCUCCCCUGUCAUGUGACCAGUCAGUCACCCAGCCCCGCCCUACUAUCCCAGAUAGAGCCCCUCUCAUAGAACUGGUGAACAACAAGGGGAUAUAAGCUCUCCCUGUACAAGGCCCUGGAAAUCAUGAUAGCACUGUACCUGUGCAUGUUGUUUUAGUCUGUUAGGCUUUAGUUUAAGUUUACCUAGAAAGUAAAGUAUAACCCUAAACUGCCUUGGUUUUGAAAGUCAAACCUGUUAAACCAAAGCAAAAAAUACAUAGCAAGGCAUAAGUCAAUUCGCAAUAUCAUGUCAAUUGUUUGACUAAGAAGCUGUAAAUCCAUGUAAACAGCAAUGUUCAUUGAAGGAUUUGUGUGUAUUAUAUAAAAAUACAACCAUUAAAACAGUUUGGAAUUCAGCCUAGCUUGAAACAUAUUCAAACAUAUUUUUUCUUCAUUUAACUGUGAUAAUGUCUGUGUUGUCUGUUGUUUUUGUAGUUAUUUCUUUUGCAUGUGUUACAAGUUCCCUUAAAAUACUUGUACUUAAAAUUGGCGUGCUUUAGUUUUUUAAAAGGCAUUACAUGUCAUUUGAAAAUGAAUUUAUUUAAAUUAUACUCUAUGUAAUAGUUACUGAUCUUGCUACCUGAGUUACUGAAAGUAUACAUAAUUGCAAAUUGUGAGCUGUAUCAUUUCAAUCAAGAGUGUUAUGGGUUAAGUAUGUGUUCUGUACCAUGUUGUCAGGAGCAACGUUCAAUAACUAGCUUCAUAUAAGUGAAUAGCAUGGUAAGUUAUCACAUGAUAGUAAUUGCAUGGUUAAGCUCCACCUACUUGUUAUCUUCCCGAUAUGGGAGUUAACGCAUAGACAACGACAAUGAAAAUAUUAUUCAACAUAGUACUAGUAGAAGUUAAUGAAUUGAUAAUAAAAUAUAUCCACUUGAUCUUAAGUGGAGUAAUACAGCAAGUUGUCAGGAGCACAAUAUUUAACUGCACCAAAAAGAAAGCAGAAAUGUUCAUGUAAAAAUAACUUUUAAUACAUAAGCUUAAAACAGUAUUUAAAUGUCAGGUUAAUUCAAUGACUUAAAGUAUAUUCAUCACAUUGUAAGGUGAAAUAAGAGGGACUCAGCAUGAACCAAAUGUGUAUACUAUAAGAUAAAACUGAUGUUAUACCAAUUCUGGCACAUUGGGAAAGCAAUGGCUUUUUGUGUGGUUAUCUAUAAUGAAGUUCUAUGGAAAUGACAGAAGCACUCUGAAGACCACUGAAAGUUGUUCUGCAAAGGUUAACACACCUGAUAUCAAUGAUAUGAGUUGGCAUGUGUAAUAAGAUAAGAUUGAUUUAAAGUGAGCAAGGCAAGAUACAAUAAACAUGAGCUUGCAAAGUUUUUUCUUUACAACAAUGGAGUAAAAAGUGAAUUAAUUCAUCCUAGUGCAAUACUGUUUUUCCAUGUGUUCAUAUAAAGUUUUAUUAAAAAUCCACUAUCGUAUUAUUUUCUGGGUUCUCAUUAUGAGCUAGUGUACUCAACUAUGACCUUCAUUAUAUCUAUGCUUAUCAUUAUGAGCUAGUAUUUUUUACAUUGACCUUCAUUAAGAGCUAGUGUAUUUGACACCGACCUGCAUUUUGUCUAAGCUUCUAAUUGUAAGUUAGUAUAUUUGUCAAUAACAUCUUUUAUGUAUCUCCUCAGCAUGAGCUAGUAUAUUCGUUAUUGUACUUUAUUAUGUUUAAUUUCAUUAUGAGCUAGUAUUUCGACAUUUACCUCUAUUAUGUCUCUUGACAUUAUGAGGUAGUACUUUAGAAUUUACAUUUCUCUUCUUAUUAUGAGCUAGUAUAUUUGUUACUGACCUUUAUUAUAUCUAUGCUUCUUAUUAUGAGCUACAUGUAGGAUAUUCGUCAUUGAUCUUCAUUAUGUUUAUGCUUCUUAUUAUGAGCUACAUGUAGGAUAUUCAUCAUUGAUCUUCAUUAUGUUUAUGCUUCUUAUUAUGAGCUAGUAUAUUCAUCAUUGAUCUUCAUUAUGUUUAUGCUUCUUAUUAUGAGCUAGUAUAUUCAUCAUUGAUCUUCAUUAUGUUUAUGCUUCUUAUUAUGAGCUAGUAUAUUCAUCAUUGAUCUUCAUUAUGUUUAUGCUUCUUAUUAUGAGCUAGUAUAUUCAUCAUUGAUCUUCAUUAUGUUUAUGCUUCUCAAUAUGAGCUAGUAUAUUCAUCAUUGAUCUUCAUUAUGUUUAUGCUUCUCAAUAUAAGCUAGUAUAUUCAUCAUUGAUCUUCAUUAUGUUUAUGCUUCUCAAUAUAAGCUAGUAUAUUCAUCAUUGAUCUUCAUUAUGUUUAUGCUUCUCAUUAUGAGCUAGUAUAUUUAACAUUGACCUUCAUUAUAUCUAUGCUUCUCAUUAUGAGCUAGUAUAGUCAUCAUUGAUCUUCAUUAUGUUUAAUUUCAUUAUGAGCUAGUAUUUUGACAUUUACCUCUAUUAUGUCUAGUCUUCUUAUAAUGCUACGGUUCUCGGCCAUCAUGGCUGUGUGUGUACUGUUGAUUUCUAGCAAUAAUUAUAGGACAAUAUAAUUUUAUGUUCUUUUAAACUGUAAAUCUUUAUUCUUCUUAACACUAAUGGAGUAAGGCAGCAUUUAUUUUGUGUGUUGUUAAUGUGUUAAUUGUAUUAUAAUAAAAAGUUAUUGAUAUUA